UAGGAUUACUUCCAACUCUAGUGUGCCAUCUUUACAAAAGCAAGCAACGAAGAAGCCGCGCCGUAAAAUUGUUUUCGUUAAAUUACUCAAAAAAGAACCUUUAAAGUAACUUAUAUAGACUUGCAAAAGCAUUUACCAGUUUAUAGAAAGACAUUGUCAUGGCUCUUGUGAAACCCAAGUCGGAACUUACUCCAGAGGAGCUAGCUCGCCAGGAGGAGGAAGAGUUCAACACGGGCCCGCUGUCAGUACUUACACAAUCAGUGAAAAAUAACACCCAGGUCCUAAUCAAUUGCCGCAAUAACAAAAAACUGCUUGGAAGGGUAAAAGCCUUCGACCGUCACUGCAACAUGGUCCUGGAGAACGUUAAGGAGAUGUGGACGGAGCUACCGCGCACUGGCAAGGGCAAAAAGAAGGUUAAGCCCGUCAAUAAGGAUCGUUUUAUAUCGAAGAUGUUCCUUCGUGGCGACUCUGUCAUUCUCGUUUUAAGAAAUCCCCUGGCAACUGCAGCGGGUAAAUAGUCUACCGUAGCGUACAGUAAAGUUAGCCACCAAUUACAAUCAAUAAAACCAAAAGCGAUUCUCUAUACUUUAACAAAAA
This is a messenger RNA of Drosophila ananassae, 597 nucleotides long. RefSeq names its product probable small nuclear ribonucleoprotein Sm D2 (gene SmD2). The coding region runs from base 159 to 518 and encodes 119 amino acids. Gene Ontology annotation, molecular function: RNA binding. Gene Ontology annotation, biological process: spliceosomal snRNP assembly; RNA splicing. Lineage: Eukaryota; Metazoa; Arthropoda; Insecta; Diptera; Drosophilidae. The record is from RefSeq and is a predicted model, not a curated record. Gene Ontology annotation, cellular component: catalytic step 2 spliceosome; U2 snRNP; U4/U6 x U5 tri-snRNP complex. The transcript has 2 exons.